AUGGGACUAUUGAGUGGGAUUCUCAACCAAACAUAGAACGCGGGUCCUUGACGACGUAAUUUUACCUAAAAUCAUUCUAUUUUUUUCUCCCUCGAAUAAUUAUAUACAAAACCUGUCUUGCCCACUCUACAGCGUUAGUCGAGCUAAAUUUAAGAAGGAGAAGACCCCCUUGGGCCCACUAUGUUUUUCCCGCAUCGGCAGAGGUAGCAAUCACAGAAGCACCCAUCCUCGGAAAGCAUCGAAAUCUGGUCCAAGAAAACCCGAGCACCCGAGCAUUGCCCAAAAAACAACCACCUCCCAACAAGCCAAACAGAUCAAUGCUGAGGCGGUCUUGGAUCAAUCUAAUGUGCUCGACGACAGCAUUGGACUGCAAACGAUAUUCUUGAGCGCGGCAGGCUGUUGGUACCCCCGUUCUCCUCAGCCUCGGCUUGGGCUUUGCGAUCCGACCUGGUAUUUUGCUUUGUCGCGAGGCUGUGCGGUCGAGGGACCCGACUGCUUUCAACAUAGCCCUUAUAGGGUCGAGUAGAAACCGCGUUGUAUAGUAACAUCACAUCUCUGGCAUGUCAUCUCAGAAAAUGUCGAGCACAAGCGCCGCCACGUCAUCCCUCCCGUCUCCGCCUCAGACCUCUAACAGCACAAUGUCGUCGCCUCCUCCGACAUCGCCUGUCCCGGUGGCCGCCGCACCGGCCGCCGCCACGAUACCCAAUGAUACCUUGUCACAGUUGCGGAGCUUCAUAUCACAGCCCGUGACGGCAGCCUUCUGCGCCGGCGGUAUCGCGGGCGCCGUGUCACGGACGGUAGUGUCGCCGCUUGAGCGGCUCAAGAUCCUCUUCCAGAUCCAGAGCGCCGGGCGCGAAGAGUACAAGCUAUCGGUUGGCAAGGCGCUCAAGAAGAUGUGGCAGGAGGAAGGAUGGCGGGGUUUCAUGCGCGGAAACGGCACCAACUGCAUACGGAUCGUGCCGUACUCGGCCGUGCAGUUCGGCUCUUACGGCUUCUACAAGCGGACACUGUUUGAGUCCAGCCCCGGUGCGGACCUGACACCGCUCGAACGGCUCAUCUGCGGCGGCAUCGCGGGUAUCACAUCGGUGACUUUUACUUACCCACUCGACAUUGUGCGGACGCGACUCUCGAUCCAGUCGGCGUCGUUUGCCGAUCUCGGAGACAAGCCCAAGGAGCUCCCGGGGAUGAUGGCCACCAUGGUGCGCAUGUACCGCGACGAGGGAGGGAUCAUGGCGCUGUACCGCGGCAUCGUGCCCACCGUCACAGGCGUGGCGCCGUACGUUGGUCUCAACUUCAUGACCUAUGAGUUUGUGCGCACGCACCUGACGCCCGAGGGGGAGAAGAACCCCAGUGCGGCGAGGAAGCUGCUCGCAGGUGCCAUCUCGGGAGCUGUCGCUCAGACAUGCACAUAUCCAUUCGACGUAUUGAGGAGACGGUUCCAAAUCAACACCAUGUCUGGCAUGGGAUACCAGUACAAGUCAAUCCCAGACGCCGUCAAAGUGAUUUUAAUGCAAGAGGGCAUCAAGGGGCUAUACAAGGGCAUCGUACCGAACCUGCUCAAGGUGGCGCCGAGUAUGGCGUCAAGUUGGUUAAGUUUUGAGGUCUUUAGGGACUUUUUCGUGUCCCUUGACCCCAAGGAGAGGGCCAUGUGAAAAUGCUCGGCAAAUCUUCAACGUCUUCAGAAUAUAGCCCAUGGACAUCAGAGCUGUGUGGAUCCAGAGAACCUACAAACUCGUGCAGACGCCUAUAAGAUACCGACUGUUUACAUAUACAACCUUGCCGAACCUAGUGGCGGAACUAAAACUCUUCGUACUGAGAUCGAAGACACAACACAAACUAAAGUAUACGGAUGGAGGAGAGGAGCGGCCAUGGCAUUAAUAUGCACUGGUCCCUACAGGAGACAGCCCAAGGAAUAAUAUGUGAUCAAGUCGCCAUCUUUGCUCGUUCGGACAGGAGACGGACGUCCGAGCUUGAGUCACGAUUGGGGACAAGGGGAUAAGAGCCGGGAGAUAUUGCAUCACUACGUAUAUAUACAUAGAACAAGAGAGUGCGAAAGAGCAUUGAAAGGGGCCUGCCUGCUCAAAAAGGGAUAACUAAAAUUUGUCUGCCAUUUAAUUUGUAUGAAUUUCAUUUGUGGUCAAGUUAAGAAUAUAGACAUUGUAGAAUGAGGUUCCGACUUAUUGGAAGCCUUCCUAGGGCCUAAUUUGACGGCGGCAAUUGGGACCUGACCAAGAGGAACG
This is a messenger RNA of Pyricularia grisea, 2240 nucleotides long. RefSeq lists its product as uncharacterized. Gene Ontology annotation, biological process: transmembrane transport. Bases 561 to 1652 code for a protein of 363 amino acids. NCBI's taxonomy places the organism in Eukaryota, Fungi, Ascomycota, Sordariomycetes, Magnaporthales, Pyriculariaceae. The transcript is spliced from 3 exons. The record is from RefSeq and is a predicted model, not a curated record.